Mycena indigotica is the source of this 4443-nucleotide messenger RNA. Its product is annotated as ATP-binding cassette transporter. NCBI's taxonomy places the organism in Eukaryota, Fungi, Basidiomycota, Agaricomycetes, Agaricales, Mycenaceae. Gene Ontology annotation, cellular component: fungal-type vacuole; membrane. The transcript is spliced from 36 exons. Bases 1 to 4443 code for a protein of 1480 amino acids. Gene Ontology annotation, molecular function: ATP binding; ATP hydrolysis activity; ABC-type peptide transporter activity. The record is from RefSeq and is a predicted model, not a curated record. Gene Ontology annotation, biological process: transmembrane transport.
AUGUCGUCCGACUCAUUGUGGAUACCGUUUUAUGCCACUGCGACAUCCAUUGGCGCGUUUGUUGUCCAUUCUCUCUGGCUCCGAGCGAAACACUGGAAGGGUCCGGUGGAAGACGACGAUAACCGCCAAUCCACAGCUAAAUCCCUUUCCGAACAUGUCCAGCAACAUGGCGGCAUGACGAUAUUCGGCUUCAAUGCAGCACGUCUCGUUACAACUCUCGUCUUGUUAUGUCUCUCGAUAUUUUCGCUUGCGUUGGAUUCAGAGCAGGAGGGGAACAAAAGUGGAGGCGCUUUCGCGGGCAUGGCGGUCAGCGGAGCACACUGGGUGAUGACCUGGACCUUUUUUUACGCGUCGAUUAUGACCAUCCUCACGCUUGUGACGUCUCCGGAAUCGAGUCGUCUGGCCGUCAAGCAUCUCAACUUGGUCUUAUUCCCGACCUUUUGCGUCUUCUUUUAUCGGGACAUAUACCCACUGUUGACGUUGAAGCUGCAACCCCUUGAUGCCGCCGAAGGCUUACUUCUCUGGAUCAAGCUCACCUUGCUAUUUGUUGUGGCGGUUGUAAUUCCGAUUACAGUACCUCGAGAGUACAUUCCUGUCGAUCCAAAGAACCCAUUCCCGCCAUCGCAAGUCACUCCAGAGCAGACCGCGUCCAUACUGUCUAUCGCGGUAUACUCAUUCCUCGACCCCAUCAUCUUUCUUGGUUAUCGUGUGCCGCACCUCAGCUAUGACCAACUCCCCCCGCUGGCCGACUACGACCAUGCAAAAAACCUCAAAAAGCACGCUUUCCCUUAUAUGGAUGUUUUUACCAACAAGAGAGGACAUAUCUUCUGGCAGAUUCUGUUGACCUUCUCUGGGUCUUUUGUGUUGAUGGCUGUUGCUCUUCUCAUUCAUGGGUUCGCUGGGUUCAUUUCGCCAAUCGCGAUGAACAGACUACUCAACUACUUGGAAGGCUCUUCAGAAGGGUUUCUCAUGAAGCCUGGGUUCUGGAUCCUUUUGCUUCUUCUCGGCCCUGUCAUUAACUCACUUGCAUUCCAAUGGUUCAUCUUCGAAUCGACUCAUGUCGCCAACCAAUCGACAUCCAUUAUCACGCAACUUGUUUUUGAACACGCUCUGCGUAUUCGCGUCAAAGCAGACGUUAACGACAAGAAUAAAGACUCCGCCAGCGAUAGCGACAAAAAGCCAUCGAAAAAGACAGACCAAGACAGCAGUCUACUCGGAAAGCUGACCAAUCUCGUAUCCAGCGACCUCCAAAUGAUCAACGAGGGACGGAAUGUGAUGUUUCUGGUGGUUUUGGUGCCGAUCCAAAUCAUUGGCUCCGUCUUCUUCCUCUACCAGGUGCUGGGAUGGAGUGCAUUUGUCGGCAUGGCAGUCAUGGUGGCAUUGCUCCCCGUGCCAGGAUACAUCACCAAGUUGGAGCAAACUGCUCAAAAGGCGACACUCGAAAAGAAGGAUGCCCGUGUACAAACUGUCACAGAGAUUCUAAAUGUCCUUCGCAUGGUGAAAAUGUUCGGGUGGGAGAAGCAGAUGGAAGGGAGAAUCGAGGAGAAGCGCGAAGACGAACUCAAACAACUGUGGAAGCGCAGGAUGCUUGAUCUUUUCAGUAAUCUAGCCAACUCAUCCAUGGCUGUCUUCGACCUCCUUCGGAAUCAACUGUUCUUCUCCUUCUACACCCUUUCGGUCGCUGUGAACGCAAAAGUCUCUCUGGAUCGUCUCAAUGACUUUUUACACAAAACCGAACUUCUCGAUUCCCUUGGCAAGUCAACUCUGGACGAAGACCGACGAAUCACCGCAGGUGUCCCAGCUUCGAACAGUAUCGGAUUCAGAGACGCUACAUUUUCCUGGUCUGCGGAUGAGGCCGAGGUCGAUGGAACAGUGACUCCCUCAAGCCGUCGAUUUUUAUUGAAGAUCGAGGGAGAAUUAUUAUUCAAACCAGGAGUGGUCAAUCUGAUCAUUGGACCUACUGGAUCGGGCAAAACUUCGUUGUUGAUGGCUCUACUCGGCGAGAUGCAUUUAGUCCACUCAUCUCUGACCUCAUGGCACAAUCUCCCUCGAGGCAAAGGUGUUUCAUAUGCUUCUCAAGAAAGCUGGGUUAUCAAUGAUACCAUCAAGAACAAUAUCUUAUUCAAUGCCCCUUAUAACGAGGCUCGUUACAAGAAAGUGCUAAAUCAGUGCUGUCUCGAGCGAGAUCUCGAACUCUGGCAGGCCGGGGAUGAGACUGAAGUGGGUGAGAAGGGUCUGACAUUGAGCGGCGGCCAAAAGGCCCGCGUCACUCUCGCUCGUGCCAUUUACUCGGACUCUGCGAUCAUCUUAUUAGACGACAUUCUCGCGGCACUCGAUGUUCAUACUGCGAAAUAUAUAGUGUCAAAAUGCCUGAAGGGCGACCUGAUUCAAGGCAGAACCGUUAUCCUGGUGACCCACAAUGUUGCCCUCACAAGCCCGAUUGCCGGCUUUGUGGUCUCUCUCGGUCUCGAUGGCCGUAUUCUUAGUCGAGGCUCUGUCUCCGAUGCCCUGGCGAAUGACGAAGCGUUAGCCAAGGAAGUCCGCGAAGAAGAAGAGCAGCUCGCCGCCGCUGAUAAGGAGAUCGACUCUCAAGUCGUCGCAACGGAGGACUUGGCGAAGAAAGACAAGGGGAAAUUGAUUGUCGCUGAAGAACUUGCGAUUGGCCAUGUUAGCUGGUCUGCACUCUCGCUGUACCUUCGCGGGAUGUCAGGCUCGCACCAGUUCUUCUUCUGGUCCGUAUUGGCGGUCUUGAUAAUUGCUGGCGAAGUCGGCGUAACGCUCCAAACGUGGUAUUUAGGAUUCUGGGCAAGCCAGUAUGGUGAAGGCGUCGUCGUGCCGGUGUUCAAGUACCUGGGUGGCUUCGGCAUCAUCUUGGCCGUCAGCUUUAUUCUCUUCGCGAUCACCUACGUCUUCUAUGUCCUUGGCUCCUUCCGUGCCUCAAGAAGCCUCCACAAACAACUUAUAGACUCGAUUCUUGGAACAACUCUACGAUGGCUUGACACAACGCCAGUGUCCCGCAUCAUCGCUCGGUGUACCGUUGAUAUUGGAGCUGUGGACAACUUCUUAGCCGAAGCACUUCGGGCUGUCUUGACCAUUUCCGUCGCAAUGCUCACCAAAUUUGCGGCUGUUGUUUUCUUCGCACCCGUUUUCUUCAUUGGUGGCUUAUUGGUUGGCGUUAUCGGCAUGGUAACUGGAAGAAUAUACAUGGCUUCGCAGCUCUCUGUCAAGCGUGAGCAAAGCAACGCUCGAGCCCCUGUCCUCGCUCACUUUGGUGCGACCAUGUCUGGCCUUGUGUCCGUCCGCGCAUAUGGCGCUCAGGAUGCUCUAAUUGGCAUCUCUCAAGAACGCAUCGAUCGGCUUACUCGGGCGACACGGACCUUCAUGAACUUGAAUCGAUGGGUAACGGUGCGAAUCGAUGUGCUUGGUGGGCUUUUCGCGUCAUCACUUGCCUACUAUGUCGUAUAUCUCACCCAUGAGCGGGCAUUCAACGUUGGUUUCAGCUUGAACAUGGCCCUUGGUUUUGCGGAGUUGAUUUUGUACCUCGUCCGUUUGCUCAACAUGUUUGAGGUCCAAGGCAACAGUGUGGAGCGAAUUCAACAAUACCUGAAUAUCGAGCAGGAGCCUAGGCCGACAGCUUCCGGUGUACCCCCGGCUUACUGGCCAGCAAGCGGGAAUUUGACUGUCGAAAAUCUGAAAGCCAAGUAUUCGCCCGAUGGCGAGGAAGUUUUACAUAGUCUAUCGUUCGAGAUCAAGUCGGGAGAAAGAGUUGGAGUCGUUGGUCGCACCGGCUCUGGCAAGAGUUCCCUCACGCUCGCUCUCCUCCGCUGCAUUCUCACCGAAGGAAACGUAAUAUACGACGGAAUCCCCACCUCCAAGCUCAACUUGGAUGCUCUUCGCUCGGCAAUUACCAUCAUCCCUCAAGUGCCAGAACUGCUAGUCGGGUCUUUACGCUCGAACUUGGACAUCUUCAACCAAUUUGACGACGCGACGUUGAACUCGGCGCUCCGGGCCGCUGGAUUGGCAUCACUGCAAGCUGAAAUGGAAGCGGAUAACGAAGGACGGUUGACUUUGGAUACGGAAAUCGCUGCUGGAGGUGCAAACCUAUCGGUCGGUCAGAGGCAAAUCAUCGCUUUGGCACGGGCAAUCGUUCGCGGAAGCAAACUGCUCAUCCUGGAUGAAGCGACCUCUGCAAUCGACUACAAAACGGACGCUGUCAUUCAGACGUCGCUGCGGACAGAACUUCCUCCAGACACGACACUGUUAACUGUUGCGCACCGAUUACAAACAAUUAUGGAUGCAGACAAAAUUAUGGUACUUGAUGCUGGUCAAAUUGCCGAGUUCGACAGCCCAAGAGUCUUAUUGGAGAAGGAGGGUGGGCUACUCAAGGCUCUCGUCGACGAGUCUGGGGAUCGAGACGCUUUGUACGACAUGGCAAAGAAAUAG